Molecule: messenger RNA, 270 nt
Organism: Rodentolepis nana
Lineage: Eukaryota; Metazoa; Platyhelminthes; Cestoda; Cyclophyllidea; Hymenolepididae
Source: the annotation of a GenBank genome assembly
AUGUUCACUUAUAGUUACUUUUACUAUUACUACAAAUUUAGAGCUAAUUUAUCCGAGUUACAAAAGGGAGUUGUUAUCCAAGAGGCAUCAGUAUUAACCAAAUAUGGUAUAAUGGGAGACUACCAUCGAAGUACGCACAAUCCGCUAGUACCAACUGGAGGACUUUGUCGAACACUUCGUUGGCGCGAUUCUGGCCCACAAUUGAAGCGAUCAUUUCACGGCCCACGUGAAGUUCGCAAUCCUCACUCUCUUGAAGGCUCUUUAAUGUAA